AUGACUGAUGCCUCUCCAUUUAGUACACAAAUAAUACGUGGACUUAGCGAUAAAUUUUAUGAGAAGAGGAAGGCUGUUGCGCUUGAUGUGGAAAAAUUGAUUAGAGAAGCUGCCAAAGAGGGAGACGUAGCCAAAAUAAAAGCUAUCAUUAAUACGUUGAUCAAUGAGUUUGCAUACUCGCGAAAUUCUAACGCACGGAACGGAGGAUUAAUUGGAUUAGCAGCCGCAUCAAUUGCACUCGGACAGGAUGUUGCACCUUACCUGGAUGAUAUCGUUAUGCCUGUUCUGCAUUGCUUUAUCGAUCAAGACAACCGUGUGAGAUAUUAUGCAUGCGAAAGUAUGUAUAAUAUUGCCAAAGUAGCCAAAGGAGAAAUCCUGAGAUAUUUUAACGAAGUGUUUGAUGCCAUGGGCAAGCUCGCGGCCGAUUCAGAACUCUCGGUAAAGAACGGUGCCGAACUCCUUGAUCGUCUAAUUAAAGACAUUGUAGCCGAACAAGCUACAACAUACGUAUCCAGUGUCGAUGUUCCUCCGAUGGUCAAGAAGGAGGACUCGACAAUGCCUGCAGCUAUGCCUCGCACAAAGGCGUUUUCCCUUCCUAAAUUCAUUCCUCUACUCGCUGAACGUAUUCACGCCAAGAAUCCCUUUACAAGAAGCUUUCUAGUCUCUUGGAUCGCUGUCUUGGAUUCAAUUCCAGACCUCGAACUCGUAUCCUAUCUGCCGGACUUUCUCGAGGGCUUAAUUAACCUUCUCAGUGAUUCUGACAGGAAUCUACGUCAUGCGACUUCGACGGUACUCGCAAACUUUUUAUUGGAAAUACGUGAAGCCGUUGAGGUGAAAGAGCAACAAAAACGUGAGGCUAUGAAGAAGUAUUACGUCGAACACCAAAGAAAAGCGGCCAACGCAGACACUGGCGAUACCGAAGAUGGUGUAUUAGUCUGGGCAGGUGCCGAUAAGGCGAUUAAUUGGGACGUGGUAUCAGUUGCUGAAACCGAAGACAGAGGAAAAGGAUCGGGAGUUUGGAUACCCGGGCAAGGGGUUGUGAUACAUUUUUCACGGAUUAUCGAGAUAUUGAUGCCGCAUCUUUGUUCGCAAGAGGAAGGGAUACAAGAAACGGCUCUGAAAUGGAUAAACGAGUUUAUCCAGCUUGCAAAAGAGGUUAUAGUUCCGUUUACUCCACAACUGAUUAGAGCGGUGCUGCCAUCAUUGGCCCACUCUGCUGCAAAUAUCAGGUCCAGCGCCGAAAACGUCAAUUCCAAUCUUUUCAAAUUAAUCGUUGAAAUGCCAGCAGCUGCAUACAACACACCGAUAACUCAGAAUGUAUUAACCAAAGAGUCACAUUCUUCUGGAAAAUUUGCGUCAGCUGUGUCAUUGGCAUCGUCAUUUAUGAGAUCAACUUCACCUUCAGCAGAGGUGUCUCCAAUGUUAUCGCCGAUUUUGGAGAAAAGUCCACAAGCGCUUUUACCGGUGGAUCUUGGCAAGAGCCUUAGUGAUCCAUUUGAUUAUCAGGCCACAGUAGAUGCGUUGGUACAUCAAUUUUUGGAUGAACAUGAGGAAACGAGAGUCGCUAGUUUGGAUUGGUUGUUAAUGCUUCAUAAAAAGGCGCCUCAUAAGAUUCUGGCGAUCGAUGAUGGUACGUUCCCAGCAUUACUCAAGACCUUGUCCGACCCAUCGGAAGAGGUCGUGAAACGGGAUCUUCGGCUAUUAGCUCAAAUUUCUUCAAAUUCGGAAGAUGCAUACUUUACACGAUUCAUGAUUGAUCUAUUACAACUAUUCAGCACCGACAAGCGGCUUCUCGAAUCAAGAGGCAGUCUGAUUAUUCGGCAGCUAUGUCUCAGUCUGAAUUCGGAGCGCAUUUACAGGUGUUUUGCGGAAAUUUUAGAAAAAGAAGAGGAUUUGGAUUUUGCAUCCACGAUGGUGCAGAACUUGAAUAUCAUCUUGAUCACUGCUCCGGAGCUUUCUGAACUCCGUAAACGACUAAAGAAUUUCGAUGCUAGGGAUGGACAAGGACUAUUUACUGCUUUGUAUAAAUCAUGGUGUCACAACCCAGUUGCGGUGUUCUCAUUAUGUCUACUUGCCCAGGCUUACGAGCAUGCUUCAAACCUAUUGCAGAGUUUCGGGGAAUUGGAUAUCUCUGUUAAUUUGCUUAUACAGAUAGACAAGCUUGUACAAUUACUUGAAUCGCCUGUAUUUACGUACCUACGGUUACAGCUGCUUGAACCUGAAAAAUACCCGCAUCUGUUCAAGUGUCUUUAUGGCGUCUUAAUGUUAUUGCCGCAAAGUAGCGCCUUUGCUACAUUGAGAAGUCGUCUCAAUAGUGUAAGCUCCAUGGGAUUUUUACACUUGGUGCCUAAAAGCUCAUCUUCCGAGAGCAAAAAACACAAAGAAUCUAAAGCAUCUAAAGAAGAUGGGAUUAAAUUUCAAGACCUCUUAUCUCAUUUCCGAACUGUUCAAUCAAAACACGAGAAAAUAUAUAAACAAGUCCAAAUAAUAAACAGAUCAUCAGGCUCGGCCCGCCGCCGCGGUCGCGACAGAGAGCGAACGGCAUCAUUGAACAAUAACAUUUCAAAUAAAUCAUCAGGCGUAUUACAAUUGUCCGGCAAUUCGACGACAGGUGUGCCUGCGAUAACGUCAACUACAACAGAGACACGACGUCGGACGAGUGAUGCUUCGACAAAGAGUUCUAGACCACAAAGUCCAAAACGCAUCAAUCAUAAGAAGUAG
This is a messenger RNA of Paraglomus occultum, 2721 nucleotides long. The record is from the annotation of a GenBank genome assembly. NCBI's taxonomy places the organism in Eukaryota, Fungi, Glomeromycota, Glomeromycetes, Paraglomerales, Paraglomeraceae.